GCCGCGAUCACGCCGGAGGAAAGACUUGUGCCGUGAAGAUGUCUUCAACUAGAAGGCAUGAAGCGAAUAAUCAUAACAACAGGUAAAUCUUCCCUCAAGGACAGCAGCAACGAAAGAGGAAAUAAGAAGAAUCAGAAGAAAAGGCAAGAGAGAACAAAAGAUACCCUGUCGCACCUGAGGGCCACGCUGGACAAGUUGGGGUCAGAGGUCAAGGCCGGGUCGCGGCUGCAGGUCAUUGAGGAGACGAUGAGCCUGACCCGAGACCUGGAGGACAAGGCGUCCAUGCUGCUGGCCGGGAUUCGCACGGAGCGCGGGUCGUCCAUCAGCAACGCGUCCCUGUACACCCUGAGUUCCGCGAAGGCCGUGUUCAGCCGCCACCUCUGGGAGGCGCAGAACAAGGCCCGGAGGAAGGGACAGACGGACGAGAACUUGGACGAUCUUUUGGAGAAAAACAUGGAAGACUCCACCAGAAAGUUCUUCUCUGACCUCGUAGCGGAGUCGUCAGCUGAUCCGCCCGCAGGAGACUCUCAGGAGGAGGAAGACUGGCGUCCUGAGAAGGCGCUGCUGGCGUCUCCUUCGCCGUCGACAACGCGAGCUGCAGGCGACGGCGCUGCGCUCGCCACCCCGCGGGCCUCCUGCCGCGCCAGGGAGGGCCUCGUCACGCCGCAGCAGGAGAAUGGGGAAAAACAGCACAUGGUCACGCCGGGAUUUGCUAGGCAUAAGAGACAAAGAUUUUUGUCAACACCUGUAACUACUCCAGUUUCAAUGGAUACUCAGACUCCUAGUGUUUCAUCAGCAGAUGUCAGGAAGCCACGUUCGGUCGUUUGCAAAAAGAGCCUCACUUUUGCAAGCGAUCCAUGGCAGCCUCGCAGAGAUGAAGCCGUUGGCAAAGGUUCUCCUGAGGUGGAUAUUCUGCCUAGUCCAGAUGCGGCAGCUGUCCGUCGCCGCACCCCGAGGCAGCUCUCAAAGACAGCCUCGGCAGACCUUGGGGAUUUGCUGCCACCGACCAAAAGACUCCGACUUGGGCCGGACUUUGACCCCGACAUCAUUCAGGAGCUCCUUCCUCUCCCGACGCACUGCUCGGCCCGACUGUCGAUGACUCCACUGAGUACGCUGAAGAGUUCGUCUGCAUCUCUGGACGAGGCAGCCUCAAUAGAUCGGAGCCAAACGUGUGCUGCGGCCACAGUGAAAGCAGAGAAGUCGCCCAGUAACAAGGCUUCUCCACAGAAUCCAAAGCGUUUCCAAGACAAAGUUGACGGCAAGAUUCUUGCGCCCUCAUCUGACUCGGCAAGUCCUUCCUUGAAGAACAAUGCCAUGGAUUUUCAGGCGAGGAGGAAUAGUCACCAAAUCAGAGAACUAGACGCUAACAAAAGCGUGAAAGGAAGUGAACGCAUCUUGACUCGAGACGCGCAGGGAGUUGGAUCCCAUGACAGCCACAUACGGAUACCAAAGAACGGGACUGAAAGCGUUGAUUCUAAGCAGCAAUACAGUUUCUUGAUCGAUCAACUUGGACCCUUCAGUUGUGUAAGAAAGACUCUCAGCUUUCAAACUUAUAAUGUAAGUGAACCUUCAGGUGGGAGUCCACAUAAUGUAGGAUCAGUUGUCUCUUCCAUUAGUUUCCAAGAUAAAUUGCUCGGCAUGCCAGGUGCUGGUGAAGCCCCGUUGCAGUCCGACAAGAAAGCAAAUCUUUUGUCGUGCCAAUUACUUAUACCAUUCGAUAACAACAGGAAACCUUCGCCAACCAGCCGACGACCAACUACACCCUCCCCAAUGCCAUCAUCAGGGUAUCAGGAUGUCCAAACAGGAACACUGCUCAAUAUUUUAUCACCUGUUGCAAGCACAUCCAAAUCGCAUGCUGUCACGCCAAAAGGGAAACUAAUUCGGCCUUUUCCUCGAGAAUCCAGGUCCCCAAUCUGCCAAGCGAUUACACCGAAAGGAAAACUUGCUGAAGUCUUCUCGCCAGUGCCUAACUCGCCUGGCUUUCCUGGAUAUGUGCCAAAGCAAAAACUGAUGACUCCUGGGCUGCCAGGGCCAUCGGAGUGCCGUGCUCGUACCCCGAAAGGAAUACUGGCUCAGAUUAAGUCUCCUGUGCCUAGUUCAAGCUAUCAGAAUGUCACACCAAAAAGGUUGUCGAUCCCAACUUCGUCUUCUGAAUCGGGAUCUUUAAGAAAUCCACUUGUCCGUGAACCAGAAGAUGAGUCAGUCCAAGAAAUGCCCCCGCUUUGUGGCUCGGAUCACAAAGCUGUCACACCUGAUGCUAAUUUCGUCAUGCUACACAUACAAGCACCGCGGAAGUUGAGCAUUCAGGUGUCCCGAAGACGAACUCCAACGUGCAAGCGCAGUUUGGCCAGGGAGUUUGCCGAAAUGGACACGGGUAAUCCUUUUAUAACUCCUCCGCGAUCCCCUGUGAGGCCAGAGUAUUACCUUCCUGAAAUGGAGAGUGACAGCGAUGAGUGAAUCUCGAAUUCUAAAAGCAGAAUUUUCCUGGCUUCUGAAAUAAGUUGCCAGACAGGAGGUAUUCCUGAAGAAACAUCCAAGAUCGUUUGGUAUGGCUACAAUUGAUACUGUACAACAGAUGCUGUUUAUGCCACACAAAUUUACGCAUUUUGGUAGAGGAGUUUCAUUUUCAUUUAAUUCGUUUAAGUUGUAAUACCUUACGGGUACUGACUUUUUAUUAGCUUCAUUGUUUCUGAUAUUAUAGGUGGGUCCUUGUUUGAAUCGACCAGUCUUCUCAAGCAUAAUUUUUCUUCCUUUGUGUGAAAAUUAUCUAUUUGUUAGAAAGAAAGUUAAACUAUUUAGGUUAGAGAUUUAUUUAUUUUAUCAAUUUAUUAGAACAGGAAAAUAUUUAUAUUGACGAACGCAUUUUAAAAAGGUGCUUGAUUUUAAUAGCUUUCUACCAUGUACUAGGUAGUUAAACAAAGUACAAAAAUAAGGUUAAAACAAACUUAAUAUAUUCUUUGUACUGUAGACAAGUGGACAGGCUCCAGCAAUAUUAUUUACUUGUCACCGGUUCCUCUCUUCAGCGAUUCAUAUUUUCUUGUAAUAAAAGUAUAGAAAGUGAAUGCAUUUCAAAGAAAAAAAGUAAAUUAUUAUUGCUGGCUGAAAGAUUUGACUGUAAAGCAUGGUUUUCAUGUAUUAGGUAUACCCCUCUUUUAGUAAGUAAAAUUCACUUUCUGAAUUAAUGACAAUUAUUUAUUUUGAAAUCGGUAUAAUUAAUAGAAAAUAGGAUUAGUUUUUAAGAAUGACGAUUUGGUUAAUGAAAUUAUAGUUAUCAAAGGACUUGCUAUUCCAAACACCAUUUUUAUCAAUUGUGUUCUGUAGACUUUAUAGCCAUAAAUAUUUAUAUACGAUUUCCUAUUUAGUUAGCAAAAUGAGAUUCUGUAAGGUUCUCAAGUUUUUACAAUUUUGUUUGCUCAGAUCAUGAGCCCAAUGUAACAUGAUAUCAUUCAAUACUUUACAUUUUCAUCUUGACUAUGAGGAAGGUUUAUUAGAUAUUUGUCACCACUAGAGAACUUUUUCUAUAGUGUAAUAGAUAUUAAAGGAAGAACAUUCACUAUUUCUAUUCCCUCUUCUUCAGGCUCUAUGCUCGAUAUUGAGAAAUCUGUUAAUGCUUUAAAAAAAUGAAUCAAGUUUGAACUAAAUUAGGGAAAUGAAAGAGUUCUCAUUUACUGUGUUUAAUGUAUUUUAUACAAUGAGUUACUAUAUACAUCAGCCAUUUUCCAAAACAUUCAUAAAUAGUUGGGAUAAAAAUAAAAGUAAAUUUCAAAUUUUUCCUACCAGUCGGACAUACAUGGAAAAAAACACAGUAUUCCUUACUAAAACCUUCAUGGAUUAUGCUACAGGGUAAGUAGUGAUGGUUUUACCAUACCGUAGCACAUUCCAAUAAAGGGUAACACCACCAAUAGCACAUGGGCCAUGGUGUGACUUUGCCGUGUUAACAUUAUUAUAGAAAUAUACCACUGCCACCAAAGCCUCAGUAACAUUUUGCCAGACAAAUACUGAUAAUUCUUGCUGUGAAAUUCUUAAAAG
Penaeus vannamei (Pacific white shrimp) is the source of this 4029-nucleotide messenger RNA. Lineage: Eukaryota; Metazoa; Arthropoda; Malacostraca; Decapoda; Penaeidae. The record is from RefSeq and is a predicted model, not a curated record.